Messenger RNA from Ostrea edulis (European flat oyster), 1077 nucleotides. RefSeq names its product zinc finger MYM-type protein 1-like. Lineage: Eukaryota; Metazoa; Mollusca; Bivalvia; Ostreida; Ostreidae. The record is from RefSeq and is a predicted model, not a curated record. The transcript has a single exon. The coding region runs from base 1 to 1077 and encodes 358 amino acids.
AUGGUUGAAAGAAAACCAUGGAUGCGAUAUUCUAGGGCUAAAGAUGCAAUAUACUGUGCUUGUUGUACAAUUUUUGGAAAACGAGAAUCCAAAGCAAAAACAUUUCGCUUAUCCUCUCCCGUGACGGACUGGUCAAACUUGUCACACUUUGUAAAGAGACACCUACAGGAUGAUUCCCCUCACCAUGACUUUGUUGGACAAGGACAAGCUUUUCUUGAUGUAGCGAAUUUAAAAUCAAAGUCUAUAGCUUCUUCGCUUUCGUCCUUUCAUGAUGAAACUGUAGCAAAAAACCGUCAUAUUCUUUCAAAGAUAAUCGAUGUUAUAGUUCUUUGUGGGAAUCAGAAUUUGCCACUUCGCGGCCACGCUGAAGAGAAGAGUAAUUUUAAGGCAUCGUUGAAAACCAUUGCUAAAUCUGAUAAAGUCUUGGCCAAGCAUUUGGAAACUGCAACUUUAGUGAAAUACACGUCCCCCGAGAUUCAGAAUGAGCUAAUUGAAAUAUGUGCUGAGCAACUUUUUAACCACCUCAAGGAUCUGUGUUAUAAAUUUCCUUUCCUGGCGAUCAUAGCAGAUGAAACCACCGAUAAGGCAACACAAACACAGCUCUCAGUUUGUACGAGGCAUUUAGAAACUGUAGAUACAGAUUUAAAUGCAAACGAAAUCUUUCUUGGAUUUUUGCAAGCUAAAAGUACAAAGGGAGAGGCCAUUGCUGAUUUACUCGUCGAUUUUAUGAAUGAAAAUGAUUUAGGUCUUGAAAAGCUGAGAGCCCAGGGUUAUGAUGGGGCUAGUCACAUGUCGGGUAGAAUAAAUGGAGUACAAGCACUCGUCAGAAACCAUGCACCCGAUGCCGUACAUGUACAUUGUAAGGCGCAUUGUUUGAACCUGGCGAUCGUACAUAGCUGUAAAGAGCCUAUAGUCAGGACCAUGAUGGCAACAGUCCAAGAAAUAGCAUUUGCUUUCGAUUACUCAGCAAAACGAUUAAAAUCGUUCUUGGAUGAACUCGACCGAAAUGAAGCUGCAAAAGAAGCUAUGGAGAAAAAAAACAAAACUGAGAAAACUUUGCGAAACGAGAUGGUUUAG